This is a messenger RNA of Rodentolepis nana, 618 nucleotides long. The record is from the annotation of a GenBank genome assembly. Lineage: Eukaryota; Metazoa; Platyhelminthes; Cestoda; Cyclophyllidea; Hymenolepididae.
AUGUCCACCCAGUCAGUUGAAAUGUAUAUGUCAAUCAAAAAUGAGAAUUUAAUUUCUUCAUCGAGGUAUGACAAGGAGAUAAUUUGUGAGAAUGAUGGCAUAAAUUUGGUUCUACAAUCAUUAGAUCAGCUCUAUUACGAUCUUAUGAAAAUUGAAGUGGAAUUUGAAGAUCAGCUGGAGGAUAACAUGGAUGAAUUUGAAAGAACAUUAUCGGCAAUAGUUGACAACUUUUUGCAGAAAAUUGGGGAAGAAAUGGCUUUAUGCCGUGAGGUUGCAAAUGAAUACAAUGAACAAUUAACCAAUCACUGUCUUCAUUUGUUCGAAAAAGCUUCUCUUGAAAACUUUGGAAUUGAAGUUACACCACAAUUAAAGAAGAUAUUUCAAGAUAAGGACGCUCUUAUGGAUGCUCUUGCUGAUUGCCGAGCAGAAAGAAUAAAUUCUAUUGAUGUGAAGACGGAUGUUAUCCGUGAUGAAUGCUUUAGAUGGCUUGAAAAUAUUAUUGAGGGAUUUAAAAAGACGCAAAUUAUCGAUCGUAAAAAUAACAGGGUGUUUGAAAUUCGAAAUUUUAUCGAAGACCAGCGAAAGGAGCUUAUUUCAUCUAUCGGAAAUACUAUUUAA